Messenger RNA from Knipowitschia caucasica, 1425 nucleotides. Lineage: Eukaryota; Metazoa; Chordata; Actinopteri; Gobiiformes; Gobiidae. The record is from the annotation of a GenBank genome assembly.
AUGAGGCGAGCGGGACACUUUGCUCUCCAGCUGGAUGAAAUGACAGAUGUCAGCGGAGAAGCCCAGCUCUUAGCGUUUGUACGGUACAAAGAUGAAUCGGACAUAAAUGAGCACGUACUAUUUUGCAAAGCACUGCCAGGAAAGACAACGGGUGAAGAGAUAUUCCAGGUGAUCGACAGCUUUUUUAAAGAGCACGAUAUUGAGUGGACGUACUGUACGCACAUCUGCACAGACGGCGCUGCUGCUAUGUCCGGGGGAGUAAAGGGACUUCUUGGCCAGGUGAAAAAGGUAAAUACCGAGAUCAAAUGGUUGCACUGUAUUAUCCAUCGCGAAGCCUUGGCCAGCAAGAGAGUGAGCCCUGAGUUGAGCGCCGUUUUAGACGAUGCCGUAAAAGUAAUCAACUUUAUUCACUCGCGUCCACUCAACCGCAGACUUUUCCAAACGCUGUGUCAGGAGAGCGGCACCGAGCACGAACAGCUUCUGCUUCAUACGGACGUGCGCUGGCUGUCUCGCGGGAAAACACUACUGAGGCUUUAUGAACUUCAUAAUGAGGUUUAUGUGUUUCUUAAAGAGCAUCAGCACAGUCUCGCGGUCGUGUUCGAGGAUGCUGAGUGGGUGGCACGUCUUGCGUACCUGGCCGAUGUUUUUUCAAAACUCAACGAGCUCAACCUGUCACUCCAAGGCAAAGAGUCACACAUUCUCAACAUGUAUGACAAAGUGAAAGGAUUCACUAAGAAGCUUGAGCUAUGGUUGAGGAAGUGUGAUGAGAUGGAUGUUAGCUGUUUCCCACUACUUCAAACUCACCUUACUACCAAGAUCGAGGCCAAAGAGGCGUGUGACUGGCUGCGUGCGGCAGGAUUCCCACAGUACGCCCAGCUCUUUGAAGAUUCCCAGUUCCCCAUCGACAUCCGGCCGGUGAAGAGGGACCAUGACUUUCUGGACAAAGAUCUAGUGGAGCCACUCUGCAGGAGAAACCCCCCAGACACAGAGCCCUGGACCCCCACACACCACACCGAGAGAAAGGCCAAGUCUGGGGCCUCAGAGCGCCUCAGUGCGGUGUCCUGGAGCCUCAUCUGCAUUCCACACCGUCCCCACGUAAACAUGAGCGGACGGAGCUGGAGGACCGACCUGCCCCGAGGCGCCUGCUCCCUGCUCUCUCUGUCCAUUGAGCACCACAGCUGCCCGGCCGUGGGGGCCGUGGGGGCCGUGGGGGCCGUCAGAGCCAUCGUCCUGGAGUCCAACUACCUCCUGGAGCCCUGUGGGUCCGGCAAGUCCAGACUGACCCACAUCUGCAGAGUGGACCUUCGAGGCAGGACUCCAGAGUGGUACAACAAAGCCUUCGGACACUUGUGCGCAGCAGAGGCAGCUCGCAUUCGCAACUCCUUCAGCCCCAUCAUCACAGACGGACCAGAGACCAAGAUCUGA